AUGGACCCCAGACUUGGCGGUAAGGCGCUGCAAAACCUCAAGAUGUUCAAAAGCCUCUGCGGAGAUGAAGCACUGUCUAAAGUCGUACUCGCCACCACUUUUUGGGGCAAUGUUAACUCCUCCACUGGAAUGGUUCGUGAAAAGGAAUUCGAGAAGAGCGAAUACUGGGGCAAGAUGAUCCAGAAAGGCAGUAAGGUCUUGCGACAAGAUGAUGGUCGAGCGUCAGCCAGAUUGAUCAUUGAGUACUUGGUGAAGAAGCGGACUCCAGCAAGUGCUGGCGUGGCGCUGGAUAUUCAAAUACAAAUGGUUGAUGAGGGAAAGUCGCUGGACCAGACAGGCGCGGGACAGGAGAUGAAUGCCCAGAUAUUAGCCAUGAGAAAGGAGUACGAAAACAAGAUAGCCACUCUUCGGGCCGAUCUGAGGGUCGCAAUUGAGAGGAAGGACAAGAAGUGGAAGGCCCAAAUUGAGGAUGAAAGGCGUAGAACGAAGACGAAGCUCGAAAACGCGGAAAAGGACAGAAUGAAGUUGCAAGCCGAUAACGAAGAGCUCAAGAAACGCAUCAGCGACAGACGAAGAUCGUUCGACCGUGACUUCCUCGACACAGAGCGGCGGAUGCAAGGUCUCGCAUACGAGCUGCAAAUCAUGCGGGAACGUAACGAAGCAGCUGAAAAACAGCAGGAACUCAGAUAUCAGGUUCAAGCCAAGCAGGACAAGCUCGAGAUGCUGCAAUGGAAGAUCAGACAGGCACAGACAUGCGUUCUGAUGUGA
This is a messenger RNA of Endocarpon pusillum Z07020, 768 nucleotides long. RefSeq lists its product as uncharacterized. Lineage: Eukaryota; Fungi; Ascomycota; Eurotiomycetes; Verrucariales; Verrucariaceae. Bases 1 to 768 code for a protein of 255 amino acids. The transcript has a single exon. The record is from RefSeq and is a predicted model, not a curated record.